This is a messenger RNA of Phytophthora infestans T30-4, 525 nucleotides long. RefSeq lists its product as uncharacterized. The record is from RefSeq and is a predicted model, not a curated record. The transcript is spliced from 4 exons. NCBI's taxonomy places the organism in Eukaryota, Oomycota, Peronosporomycetes, Peronosporales, Peronosporaceae. The coding region runs from base 1 to 525 and encodes 174 amino acids.
AUGGGCAACGAGGACGUCGAGCACUUCGAUGAAACCCUUCAACGUAUGACCGCGAUGUACUUUCCUAAACGCCCAGCGAGCAAGAUUCGACAGUAUCUACGGGAGACCGCCAAGCCGGCAGAUAUGACUGUUGAGGACUACGUCGCUCGCCUCCACCAGAUCAACGAGUUGAUCCAAUUCCUACCACCACCAAAUAACCGAAUGACCAGCCACGAACUCCGAGAAAUCGUGGAGUGCAACAUGCCGUCGUCGUGGCAGAAAAAGUAUGAUGAAAGUGGUCAGGACUACGAUUGGCUUGAAGAGCUUGUCGCGUACUUCCGACAGCUCGAGGAGGCUGAGAAGCCCAACGACGCCAAGACGAAAUGGUGUGAACACCACAAGUCGCACAGCCACAACACGAACGAGUGCCGCGCAAAGAACAAGGCUCCAGAAGAAGCCAACUUCAUUGACAUGGACGUGACCGAGACAUGCUACAACAUCGAACUUGUGCGCGCGCUAGCCGACUUCGGUUCAUCGCGUGGAUGA